This is a messenger RNA of Rhodofomes roseus, 971 nucleotides long. RefSeq lists its product as uncharacterized. The coding region runs from base 341 to 868 and encodes 175 amino acids. The record is from RefSeq and is a predicted model, not a curated record. The transcript has a single exon. NCBI's taxonomy places the organism in Eukaryota, Fungi, Basidiomycota, Agaricomycetes, Polyporales, Fomitopsidaceae.
GAUAGUGUACGUAUCGUGUGAUGACCCUCGCGCGUAUACUAGUACAUGGUACUACAGUAGUACACUAUCGACUCACUGUCAGCUGAAGACGAGAACGAGAACGAGAUGAAUUCAGCAGAGUAAGUACGCAGCUUACCUCGCCGUCUCAAGGCGUGCUUCACGUGUCUGAAUGGUUGCCAGGUCAUCGUUCUUUGAAUCUCGUUUCUCGUUUCUUCGUUCGUUCGGAGGAAAUUCGCACAGUGUUUGACUUGUAACUUAAAACAUUGUAAGCCCUUGCAUACCUCCUCGUACACGUACACGUCUAACCGCCGACUCUGUUGCCGAGACAGCCUGCCGCAAGAUGCAAUCCGUGCUUAACGAGGACGUAUGGGCCACGAUCCUAAACUUCACUCAACUCGACGAUGCGCGCAGUCUCUCCCUCGUCUCGCGCGGUAUCCAUUCCGUAGCUCGACGUAUCGUCUUCGGUUGCGCAAACUUGUUUACACAAACCGAAUUCGUCAAUGCCUGCACGUUCAUGCUACUAGUAGAUGACCCGGGCCAUCGCGCCUGCUGGCUGCGCGAACUCCGCAUAGGCUACGGCGUCUUGGAAAGUCUGUGGUGCCAUCAAGUCGCGCGUGCGACGCGGGGAGCCAAGGCUCGCACUCGAGCCCGAGCGAAAAGUGGUGCGAGAAGUGUCGGUGCUUACCACGCUCGGCGUCGGCUGCUCCCUUCCCUUCUCCCCCGUGUUCCUUUCGCUCUCCACUCUCUCGCGCUCCUUGUCCGCUGUGUCGCUGGUGGCCAAGUCGCGAGCGCAGUGCGUGGGUGGGUGUGCAACAUAAGUGAGAUAUCGACGACUGGACGAGCAAAGAAGCAAACGAGAAGGCAAUGAAGAGGGUAUGCGAAAGGGUGAGCGAGAGGGCAAGCGAGGCGGAUGGCUACAGCGCGUGAGCCAGGGAGCAUGGUGCCCAGGCAAGGCGCGUCGCCGCACUCGC